GCGAGUGAAGUUCUAUCGAAUUCUAGUCAUGACAAAGAAUGUUUCCAGUAACUUCAUUCAUUUGAAAGCGAACGCUAUUUUCGUCAAAUCGAAGAUAAUGCGUUAAAAAUUAGAAUUUUCGAUUUGGUGUGAAAAGUGUGUUGCCCGACGGACGUUGUGUGAACAAUUGCAGUGUACUUUGAAUUUCUUAUCAUGUGUUUAAAACGCAUUGCAUUCGUCUAUCUAGCAUUUAUGUUUUUAUUAAUCAAUUGGGUGCAAAGUGUACCGAUUUCUGGUGGAGAAGUUAUUCCAGAAGAUGAUGAUACAUUUAGUUUUGCCGUGUCAAUUCAAUAUCGCGAAUUUAACAAAACAUCCGGAAAACAUUUCUACAAACACUUUUGUGGCGGUGUUUUAUUGCAUGUAUUCAAUCGAACGGCAUACGUUCUAUCUGCAUCACAUUGUAUGAGUAAUAUCGAUGACAAAGAAAUUUCAGUAGUAUUCGGUGCAAAAGAUCUAAAAAACUACAAUGGCGAACGUUAUAAUAUGGUGUCAGUGCAUAAGAAGGAUUAUGAUCGUUAUACGAUGGCCAAUGAUAUUUGCAUACUAAAAAUUAAUUUUCGUACCUGUGACCAUCCCAGACUGAAUCCGAUUCGAGUCAUAAUCGAUGAAUUUGCGGCGUGUAAUGAUUCUUGCUACAUUUUCGGUUAUGGUUCAGAGGUAGUGGGAGGCGAUCCAACGAACGAUUUACGACUGGCGCCCGUAAAAAUUAUCUCUAAUGAAACGUGUCUCAAGGAGCUUGGACCAUUUAAUGCGCCUGAACCGAAUUCAGGAAUGUUUUGUGCUGUCGGAGAACAACCAGGUGGCGAUGCAUGUUUGGGAGACAGUGGAAGUGGAUUAAUUUGCAUUCACAAUGGUAUAUUGGCAAUAGUUGGAAUUAUUUCGUACGGCUUAGACUGUGCUGUCGUAGGAAUGCCCGGCGUUUAUACGAGCGUUGCCUUCGUAUCAAAUGCGAAUUUCAUCGAAAGCGUCAUAUCCAAAUAACACAUCAUUUUCAUUUAUAUGGCUCAACAUAAUUUAUUUUCUCUUUUUGUUUGAAACAUUUUAUUUGUAAGAUUGGUUUUACAUUUUUCUGUCACAAAUUAUUUGUCAUUUUUAUUUGUAAAAAUACCUAUCGAUAAUAUAUCGAAUAUCACGUCAUUCGAUUGGCCAUUUCUGUAAAUAAUUGUCUUAAAUUUUUGUAUUCUAUAUUUGACUAUUUUUCAUACCUUUGUCUAUCUUACACAUUUUCUUAUUCUAUACCUUCAAAUAAAAUUACACUAGCUUAAAUUAGAGAAAAUAAAAUUGAUCACCGAUUAUUUGGGAAUCGGUGUACAUUGUGUAACG
Molecule: messenger RNA, 1362 nt
Organism: Contarinia nasturtii (swede midge)
Lineage: Eukaryota; Metazoa; Arthropoda; Insecta; Diptera; Cecidomyiidae
Product: kallikrein-4-like
Exons: 6
Coding region: 193-1020 (275 amino acids)
Biological process (GO): proteolysis
Molecular function (GO): serine-type endopeptidase activity
Source: RefSeq, a predicted model, not a curated record